CCUCUGCAUGCAGAUUGAUACGGGAGCAGCUGUAACACUAAUUCCUGAGAGUGUGAGGCUGAACGCAUUUCCUCAUGUCAAGUGCGAGCCAUCUCGAGUCACCCUAAAAACAUACACUGGGGAACCUGUUCCAGUAAAAGGGCAAUGCAACGUUUCCGUUACGGUGGGAAAACAGUCUUUGCGGCUACCCGCUAUUAUCGUCAAGGAUAACGGCAAGCAGCUACCAUUGCUGAUGGGGCGAAGUUGGCUUGAAAGGCUCGGGCUUGACUGGAAAAGCGUGUUUGCUAUAAAUGUAAGCGACUCUCACAAGGUAGAGGCGGUUAAAAAAAAGUUCCCAGGGGUGUUUUCUAAGCAACCUGGAAAAGUAAAAAACUAUCAAGCAAGGAUAGUUUUAAGCCAGAAUUGUACGGCUAUUUUUGGCAAGGCCAGAAACGUCCCAUUUGCGCUUCGAGAUAAAGUGGAAGGCGAGCUAGAAAGGCUAGAGAAAAGCGGUGUUAUACGCCCCGUAAAUCGGAGCGAUUGGGCCACGCCAGUAGUCGUAAUCCAAAAGAAAGAUGGUUCACUGAGGCUGUGCGGGGACUACAAAGUCACCAUUAAUCCUGUUUUAAAGACCGACCACUACCCAUUGCCUAGACCGGAAGAUUUGUUCUCUGCCAUAGCUGGCGGCAGAGUGUUUUGUGUGUUGGAUCUUUCGGCCGCGUAUCAGCAGAUUCCGCUCACUGCCGAGUCCCGACCACUGCUAACUAUUAAUACGCACAGGGGGCUGUUCGAGUUCCAGCGCUUAUCAUUUGGGGUAGCCAGUGCGCCAGCCAUUUUUCAGUCCUUCAUGGAUGAGGUGCUCAAAGGCAUACCGCACGUGGGAUGUUACAUAGACGACGUCAUUGUGUCGGGAAAAGACUUAGCCGACUGUCAAAAAACGUUGGAACUAGUCCUGCAGCGGCUGAGUGACUACAACGUGACACUGAAAGAGGAAAAGUAUUUCGAGCUCUCCAUGCGGGAGCAGCAGCAACGUACCAAAGUGCAAAAGGACAUGUCUAGGGGGGUUCCGUGA
This is a messenger RNA of Rhipicephalus microplus (southern cattle tick), 1051 nucleotides long. RefSeq lists its product as uncharacterized. The record is from RefSeq and is a predicted model, not a curated record. NCBI's taxonomy places the organism in Eukaryota, Metazoa, Arthropoda, Arachnida, Ixodida, Ixodidae.